AAGAUGAAUAACAAGAGUUUAGGAGGUGAUUUCAUCCUGGUGGGCUUCUCUGAUCAGCCACAACUUGAGAAGAUCCUCUUUGUGGGGGUGCUGAUCUCCUACCUCCUCACGCUGGCAGGCAAUACAGCAAUCAUCCUGGUCUCCUGUCUGGAUUCUGUGCUGCAUACACCCAUGUACUAUUUUCUUACCAACCUCUCCUUUGUUGACCUCUGCUUUUCCACCAGUAUCGUUCCCCAGCUGCUGUGGAACCUCCAUGGUCCAGCCAAGACGAUCACUCCCACAGGCUGUGUGAUUCAGCUGUAUGUGUCCCUGGCUCUGGGGUCCACUGAGUGUGUUCUCCUCGCAGUUAUGGCAUUUGAUCGCUAUGCGGCUAUUUGCCGACCACUCCAUUAUGCCACAGUUAUGCACCCACGCCUAUGCCAGGCUCUUGCUGGAAUGGCAUGGCUAAGUGGAGUUGGCAACACACUGAUUCAGGGCACUAUCACUCUUCGCCUGCCUCGCUGUGGGAACCGUAGGAUUUAUCACUUCCUCUGUGAAGUUCCUGCCAUGAUCAAGUUGGCCUGUGUAGACAUCCAUGCCAACGAGGUCCAGCUCUUCAUGGCUUCCUUGGUGCUCCUUCUCUUCCCCCUGGUACUCAUCUUAGUCUCAUAUGGGCAUAUUGUCCAAGCAGUGGUGAGGAUCAAGUCAGCUCAGACCUGGCAUAAGGCUCUUGGAACCUGUGGGUCCCACCUGCUGGUAGUAACCCUUUUCUACAGCACCACCAUUGCUAUCUACAUACAGCCCAGCAGCUCCUAUGCACACAGCCAAGGAAAAUUCAUCACUCUUUUUUACACUGUUGUAACUCCCACUCUAAACCCCCUCAUUUAUACUUUGAGAAACAAAGACGUGAAGGGGGCUUUGAAAAGGCUGGUGAGAAAAGAUAAGCAUCCAGGAGAGUGA
Molecule: messenger RNA, 939 nt
Organism: Jaculus jaculus (lesser Egyptian jerboa)
Lineage: Eukaryota; Metazoa; Chordata; Mammalia; Rodentia; Dipodidae
Product: olfactory receptor 2G3-like
Exons: 1
Coding region: 4-939 (311 amino acids)
Biological process (GO): G protein-coupled receptor signaling pathway
Cellular component (GO): membrane
Molecular function (GO): olfactory receptor activity; G protein-coupled receptor activity
Source: RefSeq, a predicted model, not a curated record